Messenger RNA from Fusarium oxysporum Fo47, 4011 nucleotides. RefSeq lists its product as uncharacterized. Bases 1 to 4011 code for a protein of 1336 amino acids. Lineage: Eukaryota; Fungi; Ascomycota; Sordariomycetes; Hypocreales; Nectriaceae. The record is from RefSeq and is a predicted model, not a curated record. The transcript has a single exon.
AUGACUUCUCAACACGUCCCUUCGGCUCGAAACGAGUUCACAGUUGUUGUGCCAAUGGCUGUACAAGCCUUGGUUGUUGCUCAAGACUUCCCUCAGACAUCAGCUCAAUUCGCUCCUCUUAUCGAACCUGACUACGCAACUCUACUUCGGCAUCCCAAAGCUGGAGCACCGGUUCACGGUCUAAUGGACGACUUGGACCUAUCAUACUGGCGUAUGCAAGCCAGGUAUAGCUCGCGCUUCAUCAGCCCCAUCACAGGGGAGAUGCGUCCUGAGCGCUGCGGUAUCUACCUGUCUUGGUGUCUCCCGCGACUCUACCGCACGUCUAUCACGGCAACAGAGAGCGCCUUGAUUGGAACAUCAGAAGUUCAAGGUAAUGGUAUGCAGCAGUGGGAUUCUCGCAGGGUUCUUGCAGGCUUUAAGUGUCAUGUUGAUCCGCAAGCUCAGUCAACCCAUGAUCAGUCUGUGCAGUUCCGUCCUGCCCCAGAUCGCUGGAUAGUCACCCGCAAGGUCCGCGGUAGCCCAAGUCUGACCAAACAUAUUCUGGUUGAGAGUAAUUGCAUCCGUACAAUAAAUAUUAGCGAUACGGAUAUGGCCGAAGACUUUGAAUCGACAACCUGCCCUGCCAUGGACCCUUUUAGGACUUCUAGGACGGUUGAAGAACAGCUCCUGUUGCGAAUGGGACGAUCCAGGCCGCUCACAGCUGAACCUGAGGAGGUGGCCCGGGAAGAGUUUUGUGAACCGUUCAAUGCCUUUGAGCUGGGGCAUGAGUAUUUUGCUGAUUAUGCGCCUCACAAUAUGGGAGUUUUCACAUAUUUUGACAACCUUGAUGGAAUCGACGAGGAACUGGUCGACUAUUCCGUCAUUGGUUUUCAUUCUUGGCCUAAGGAGUCCGACCCAUUCACCUUUAUCGACGCUGAUAGAGUUAUUGGAUACGACAAUGCCAACGAACCUAUCUCCAUCACUAACAAGACUCUCCUGGACGCGCUUCAUCUCAAGGUCGACCAAGAUUCGUCCGUAGGCUCUGACUUUGCACGCUCACCGGCGACUGUUGGUGGACGCACUCUCACCCAGGGCAUCUUACGGAAUGUUAGAUGGAACCGAGCCGAGUCACAAGGUCUCCGCUGGCCUGCCGCUUCACUACAGCGAGCUAUCUCUGCAGAGCAGCCUAUCGCUAUAGGCACACACAUGCUGGAUGCCCUCGAAGCGUAUCUCCAUCUCGCAGUAGGUCGCAGUAGCUCAGUACAGGCCACUACACACUCUGGUUUGUCUCAACUUGCCAUGCGCAUCUUUGCUGACAAAGAUGAUCCUGACUCCUUGAGGAAGGCUGCUGAAGAUGCCGCGUCGCAGUCAUUUUUAGCCAGGCCCCAGGGCAUAGUCUGGGUCUUUCCAAAGGACGAUGCGAAAGAUGUUUCUCAGGAAAAUGAAAUGAGCAAAGUCGUGGCAACUCUCGUCCCUAGAUUAAACAUCCUCAACCAAGGACAGCUUGUCCUUGACACUUGCAUUCGAGAACGCAAGCAGCUUAUGCAAUGUCUCUUCAACUGCUGGUGGAAUGCAGCAAGUCUUUGCAAUGUUCCGUCAGACAAGCAGCAACCAUUGAGAAACAAGAUUCAACAGGAAUCUCGUGACAUUGCGAAACGCCUAAAAGAGUUGAGCGGUUGCUAUAUUACAAACUAUGACAAAGUCAACAGUUCGAAGAGCGAGCUCGAGGCGCUUCUUCCUAGAAGCAAGAAACUUGAAGGAGUUCCCACGAAUCCUUUCGGCCAGCACCAAGAUCCAAAUGUACUCGUCGCAGGCGCCAAAUCCGGCUGGCCAAAUAACUUCAAUGAUGUGCUGCCUGUACGAUUAGCCGCUGAGAUAUGUCCAGAGGCCACUCACUCCACCGUCUACCCCGAGGACUGGCUUGAGUAUAAGCUCGGCAACCUAUCGGCACCUGUGACAGCACUUCUACAAGAGCUCGAUGGCCCCUCACCAAGAGGUGCGCAGAAUCCUUACGUAGAUUUCGAGGACAUGAACGAUACACAAGGCUGGUUUCCUUUGUUCGUUGAAUGGCAACUAGAAUACUACCACGUACCCUUCGAGCGUUGGCGACUAGAAAGCAACCAAGAUACCGGACGGUGGCGAUACGUCAUUCCGACUGAUGGCGGAGUCUCACUGGCGGCAGACAGCGCUGUGGGAAAUGAUAUGCGUGUCAUAACAGGACGCACAGAGUUUCUUCCAGAACCUGGCAAGUCGCUCCAAGCAAGACUUGAGCAGUUAUUCUCUCAGACACCGGUGAGCGGCUCUGGAGAUGAAAGACGACGAGACGAGAUGCUCAAAGCAGUCGGAGGGCUAGAAUACUUCUCUGCCAGCCUUUCUGGUCUUUCCGAUCAUCUUGUAACCUUACGACGGGGUCACCACCCGCGCCCAAAGGCAGAUGAUAACAUCGUCAAAUCCGUUCUCGGCAUUGAGGCGGACUUUCUGCAGGAGCUGGAGGAAAAUGGCCCAGCAGACUUGGCACCGUAUGGCCUCUCGACACCGCUGGCUCCAGAGUACACGAGCCAAUUCAGCCCCUUCAAGCCUGUAACCCACGGUCAAGCUCGCUUUACCAAAUUCGCAAUUGUUGAUAAGUUCGGCCAGGUUGUGUCCGGCAUUGGUCUAGGGCCCGAAGGUGACGGUGCAAUGUAUCCGAGCAUCUCACCCAGUCUAUCUUGCAACGUCCUUCCCGUGCUGAAGAAUGAGAAUCCGUCUCUCUACUGGCCCAACACCGUUGUUCAGGCUGAGAGAGCUGCCGGAUCAUGCCAAUUCUUCCAAAUUCCACCGCGAAUAAAUCAGCCAGCGCGACUCAACACUCACUUCCUCAAACCUCUUACCAAUGAGAAUAUACAAAGCUCGAAGACUCUUAUCAGACAGGUUGCUACCGAGUGGGAUAACCCAAUCUGGGCGUGGGUACUACCAAACUUCCACAAUCACAGCAUCCAAGUCUACGAUCCAGAAGGAGAGUUUGUCAUCGAGAUGCUGCUCCGUAAAGGUACAGUGACACCAUCUGAUGGACCUAACAAGGCUAUUAUCCGGCCACCUCCGACUGGAAGACUACCAAUCUUGGUAGCUGCGCUCCGGGAUCCUGAGACGUGUUGGUCUCUCUUCGAUAUGCUCGCCGGUGCAAGCGACAACAUGUCAGCUACAGGCGCCGAUUUUGACCAGGCUCUACCAGCUGCUCUUGGACGCCCUUUCUGCAUUGCAGAUGUUGGUGUAUCUCUGGAACUCAGCGCGCCGCCGCUGAAGGAUGCUUCUCUGUUGUCCUGUGUAAAUCCCGAGCGCAAUCUAAGUGAUUAUAGCUUCCCUGUUGCGCUAGGGAAUCACCAAGCUGCAUUUGACGGGUUGGUUGGCACCUUUUCCUCAUCAGGUGACAUUGGCAAGAUUGCUUCCUCGUUUACUCGUGAUGGGAGGCGCUUGACAAUGUCAAGCAGCGGUCUUAUGAACGAUCGCCGGGACGAGAGUGAGCAUCCACAACCGUUACUUUUGAAUCCCUAUUUCUUGCCAAGUACGCUUGGAGGCAGCCUCGAUGAGGAGCACCGUAAGAAGCUAGUCAUUGUCAGCACUAUUGUCGACCCCAAGACGCCAAUCCAUAUUUACUCUGGAUCACUCUUCCCAGUGACCCCUCUAUCGCUACCACGCUGGCCUGUUGACAAUGCUUUGCGUACAAUGCGCGCUUUCUUCGCUAUCGGUCCCAUUUUGGUACCAGCUAUACCGCUGCCGGCAGACAAGGACAAUACAGAUACAAAGGCGGACGAGAAGGAUGCGGCGCCAAGUGUGCAGAUGCCCCUAGGUGGUGGGGAGGGGUCCAACACAUGGCGGUGGCUGCAGCCAACAAAACAAGAUGGGCAAGUACAUGAUGAGAUGGAGACAAAGUGGUCUGAAGUUGCUAUUAUGCCACUGGACAAAACACUUAAUGUUGAGGCGGCAAACAAGACUGAAAUGAUUGAAGGUUAUGUCGUUGUAAAGUCUGAUUUAAGAGGUUCGAAACUUAGAUAG